This is a messenger RNA of Cladocopium goreaui, 408 nucleotides long. Lineage: Eukaryota; Dinophyceae; Suessiales; Symbiodiniaceae. The record is from the annotation of a GenBank genome assembly.
GACGCAGCAGAAGCACAUCACAAGGCCAUUGGGAGCAUCAGCGGGCCAAAUGGUGUGACUUCGCGCGCUGACUGGGAUGCGGUGAAUGCAGCCAUUGGCCGUGUUGUCGCUUCGGUCCCCAAAGCAAAGGUCAUGGCCGUUUACGAUUCAGUAACAGCCAUCACGGACCCCGGAGUGCCAGCGUACAUGAAGUCCUUGGUGAACGGACCCGAUGCCGAGAAGGCCUACCAAGGCUUGGUCAAGGAUUCCUGGAAUUCAAGGAUGUUGUUGAAAAGAACCAGGUGGCCACGGCCAGUGCUCCUGCAGUUGUGCCUUCUGGAGACAAAAUUGGUGAAGCUGCAAAAGCCUUGUCCGAUGCAUCCUACCCUUUCAUCAAGGACAUUGAUUGGCUGUCAGACAUUUACUUGA